GUCCGUCACAGCAGCAGCAGCUGUCUGCCUGUCUGCACAGAUAUGACGUCGACGAGCACCCCAGCGGCCGCCCCGAAGCCGCGCUCCAUCUUGCACAAGACACGCAAGUGCCGGUUCUUCGAAAUCGGCAAGUGCUUCUGGGUGAGACGGACACACAGACAGCCGGGGCGGGAGAGCUGCUGAUGGGCAGUGAGACAGAUGAGCAGCAAAGUCGCGUCGGUUUUGUGUGUGUGAGGGAGUCGGCCCGUCUCGUCUCGCUCAUUUUGAUUGCGCUCUCUGUCUGUCUGUCUGUCUGUCUGUCUGUGUUUGUGUGGUGUGUGUCCGACAGGGUGAUGGGUGCCGUUUUGCGCAUGGCGAGGAUGACGUCCGCCAGAAGCCUGACCUCAAGUACACCAAGAUGUGCCAGCAGUUCAUGUGAGUCACUGAGCCGAGAGACCUCCACAAACCAACCGAGAGAGACACACACGACAGACACCAAUCGACAAAAGACGUUGCUGCUGUGUUUUUUGUGUUGUGCAGCCGUGGUGAGUGCACCAACCUCGACUGCAUCUUUGCACACAGGUACCACACACACACACACACAUACACACACACAUUGCCAGACAGGCAAUGGCGACACAGACCGACAUGAUGGUUGUUUGCCUGUCUGUCUGUGUGUCUGAUUGUUUGCUUGCGCUGUUCGUUCAGUGACCAGGAGCUCCGCAGUCCCCCCGACCCUUCCCGCGUUAUCAAGCGCGACCCGGCCGCCCUCACACAGACGACCGUCAGACGCAAGGGAGGACCGCCACGAGACAACAACAAGACGAUCCUCACCCACACAUCGACACCCACUUCGACGACUGUAGCACCCACACCCAUCGCCCCAUCCACCACCACCACCACCAUCAAGACCACCCCCCUCCCGCCCUCACUGGCCCCCCUCCCCCCACACACCACUGCAGGCGCCGCGUCGUCCAACGCGUCAACCCCCGGCCGCUCAUCGCACGCUGAGGAAAUGUCGCCGUCGCGCUCCGUGCCGGCCGGCGACAGCUGUCUGGUGGGCUACAUCCGCGUGAGCAGCAGCAGUGAGGGCGGCAGCAGCGACAAGGGCAGCGACUACGAGAGCGCCAGUGUGUCGCCUGUGUCCAAGGGCGGUGCUGGUCGUGAGCCUGAGGAGAUGGGUGGGCACUGGCUGAGGGACGGCGCCACGCAGACGGACGAGAGUGUGGUGGGCACGCACCCCCACGGCAAGCAGGGCGGCAAGAAGGCCCUGCGCGUGGCCGUGGACGCCAUCGACACCUCGCCCAAGGGGUCAGUCACUCAGUCAGUCAGUCAGGCACACACAAAGCGAACCACAUGUACGUCCAUCUGUCUGUCUGUCCAUUCAACGAACGAUCUGUGUGUGUCUUUGUUUCUCUUGAUUCGAUGCGAUGCGAUCAACAGGCCGUUGACAGAGUCGCCCCGCUACGACGGGCAGCACGGCCACACCCCGUCCACCGUGACCGACCCCACCUUCUCCACCUCAUGCCACUCGUCCCCCGCACACUCCACCAUCUCGCCAUCGGCAGCCAUGCGCCAAGCCAUCGGGGCGCCUGGUACCCCUCCACCCCCGCCCCCUCCCCCACCGCCCCCUCCGCCCCCCGUUGCUGCCUUCCCGGCCACUGCGUACGCCAAGACCCCCACGGCGGACCCUCGCGGACUGAUGGGGCCUGCACCGACCCCUCCACCCGCUGCUGGUGGUGGCGGUGUGGAGACGGCUGGCGCGUCGCCGCCCAAGCAGUACGCCCACCCUGCUGCUGCCGUGCCCGUCAUGCCACACGUGCCGGCGGCGUACCACGAGGCCAUGUACCGCGCCACGGCAACCGCUGCUGCAGGGGUGGGGGUGGCAGUGGGGGUGCGGCCUCCGACUCAGACUCACACACACGCUGUGUAUGGCGGGUACCAGCAGCCACACCCACACCCACAGCCCCACCCCCAGCCCCAGCCCCAGCAGGUCACGGCCUGGCCCCCCACGGCGGCACUGCGCGUGCAGGGGUACGGUGAUGCGGCGGCGGUGAUGGCGUGGGCGCCCCACGGCCUGCCCUACUACGCCGCCCCGCACCCCGAACACACACUGGUGCCCGUCUACCCCGCCAACGAGGCCUACACCGAAUAAGGGAGGGGAACACAGUGAUGCGAUCGAUCAAUGAAUGAAUGGUGUGUGAUGGGUGGAUGGAUGGAUGGAUGGAUCGUCGCAAGCGGCGAUGGUCCCUCCCGUGUCUGUCGUGUCUGUCGUGUCUGUGUGUUGUGUCUGCUGUGCCGUGAGUGCUGUGUCUGUGUUGUGCCUGACUGGCUCGACAUGGGCCACGCCAAUGUCGUCGUGUCAUGGUGUGGUGUGGUGAGAGACGGUCCGGUCCCUGUGGGUGGAGUCUUGUCAAUCAAUCGCCGGCUGGCCGGUCUCCGCUGUGUCUAAGGCGCGUGAUAGACAGACAGGCAAGGCGGGAUGGAUGAGCGAAGUGAGAGACCAUGUGUGUGUGUGUGUGUGUGUGUCUGCGGACGGAUGGAGGGAUGAGAGCUACUUGCUGUCUGUCUGCCUGUCUUUAUCUGUCUGUCUAUGGUGUUUUCACUAUCUGUCUGUCGGUGUGUCUGGUUUUUACAAUGGCCGAGUUGGCGUGCGGGUGGGUGGGAUGAUCGCAUUGAUAUGCGGUGUUGCCCGCAGGGAGGGAGGGAGAUUUCCCUUGAUGCCCAUGACCCUGAGUGAAUGAGUGAAUGAGUGCUGCAGUCACAAUGCGGCACAGCACACGACCGACACCCUAUCGCAUCGCACCGCAUCUAUCCAUCCAUCCAUCCACUCGGGCCCGAGUUUUCUUUGCCCUGGUAUGUCGAGUGUUUCGAGUGUGUGAGAGUGGAUGUCGGUCGGACUUCCGCCCGCCCUUUGUAAGGACUGGCUGCCUGGGUGGGGUGGGGUGUGGUGUGGUGUGAGCGCGCUGACUGACUGAAUGACUUCCUUGUGUUGCUGCUGUCCAUUUUGUAAUUAUAUUGUGUGUAUGUGUGUGUGUGUGUGUGUGUGUAACGACCCUUUUGUAAUUGCUAACAACUAGACAAGCAAGCCCCACAGGCGAUUGAUUCCGCAACACACGGUGGACGCUGCUGCAACGCUUUGGCUGGUUGGUUGGUCUUUUGUGUAUUGUGUCUUGUCGACGGACGGUGGUGCUACCUGGAGAGGGGGGGUGGGGGGUGGAUCGCCAUAUGGUCUUUUGUAAUACAAUCGCUAAUCGCACCGCUGGCUGACGCGCUGGGGGGGAGAGAUGACGCAUUGAUGUGACAGAGAGAGAGAGAGAGAGAGAGAGAGAAAGAGAGAGUGAGAGAGAGAGAAAGAGAGAGUGAGAGAGAUUGAUCGCAUGGGAGGGGUGGGGGCAUGGUUACGUAGCGAGGCCAAAGAAAAGGUAACUAAAAUCUUGCCUGGCUUUUUUUGAUCAAGGACCACGUCUCUCAUGACGAUACGAUCGAUGCUGACAUCCAGACAGACAGACAGACAUUGGAUGAGUGACUACUCUCUCUCUCCGGCGAACCAUGGAUGGGUGUGCCGUACCGAUGCGUCCAUGUGUGUGUGUCUUCAUGUCAUGUGUACGUCUUCGUGGCUCUGCAUGUCAUGUUUCUUCUUGCGUGUCUACUACCUACCUCCUUCCAUCACUCCCCCUGGACCGAUUCCGAAGAUUGAUUGAUUGGUUGAGUGAGGAGUGAGUCCGGUGCCUGCCAGCCGUCCGUGUGUGUGUGCAUGUGUGUGCGUGUGCGUGUGUGUGUGGCUGGUCGAUCGACCGACGGCCGACCUAUGGAUGGAUGGAAGGAACAAAGAAAAGCGGCCACCCCAAAGGAGGACUGUCCAAUGGCGGACAUCCAGGGAAGCUGCGGCAAGACAGACAGACAACAGGAGAUGAAUGGAUGGGUGAAUGAAUGGAUGGGUGAAUGGGAUGGAUGGAUGGAUGAGUCGACGCGGUCGGUACACAUGCAUACGUGCUUGCACAGCGUGGAGAGAUAGGCGAAUGGAACCACUCACUCACUGACUGACUACCUACUUACUGGCUGGCUGGCUGGCUCUUGACCAACCAACCGACCGACUGACUGACUGACUGACUCCAUGCCGAGGCUAGCUGCCCCUAUUGAUCCAUCCAUCCAUCCACUCACCCUGUGUAAGCCAUGCCGUGUGUUGUGCACAUGUGUGCAUGGGCAGAUUUUGCGUGCUGAGAGACAGACAGACAGACGGACCAACCGACCAACCGACGGACGGAAUUCGCCGCAUCCAUCCAGCCAUCCACUCAUUCGUGCUAUUCUCAUGACUCAUUGACUGACUGACUGACUUCCCGACAGCCAGAUUGAUUGAUUGAUUGAUCGAGGGUGCCGGGGUAGCUAGCUAACGUGCGGGCGUUGUUCCCACCCCUCCUUCCCUCUCACUCUCAGGUGAGAGGGACGUCUUUAAACGAACAAAUCAAAGGAAGGCCUCACUUGUUGGCCCACUGACAGACAACUGGCUGGUGUGUGUGCGUGUCCAUGUGUGUGUGCGUGUGGGUGUGCGUGAGCAUCUGUGUUCGUGUCUUUGUGCUGUGUAGCGUCGUGCCGUGUCGUGUUGUGCGGCCCUUUGUGGCCAGUCAGUCCAUUGCCGUGUAUGUCAGCCGUGCCAUGCCAUGCGAUGCCAUCGUCCAUCCACGAUGACCUUUCUUCUCCCUUCUCCCGCCUGACUGCCUGCCUCCCCGCCUGUCUGCCAGCUAUCUGUUUCUCAAAGGGAGGGCACUUGGGGACGGCGGGUGGGGGGCCGGGUGGUGUAGGUGGUGCAGAGGGGGGGGGGAGUGGGAGGUCGACGGGCUCGGCGAACCGGACUAAAAUGCUUGCUUACAUCUCUCGGGCCUGGCGCCUGCUGCCUUGCUGAGCUUCAUUCAUUGGCGGCUGGCUCCUUCCUUCCUCUAGAUCUACACGGCUGGCUGGCGACGGAUGGGUGUAUGGGUCUGUCUAUCUCUAUGGCGGGGCUGGGGCUGCGACGUCCAUGUAUCAUGCGUGGCGUGCGUUACUUACCAUCAUGCUUCUCAUCCAUUCUUUCUCGAGAAAGCGGACUCUUGGUGUCUUGACUGGAUCGGUGUCUUGAUUGGUGUGGUGUCCUUCCUGUAUUGCUCCUCGCUCACGUACUGUGUCACUCACUCACUCACUGACCGACUGACUGACUGGUGGCUAUUUCUCAUAAUAAAUACCUUCCAUCCAUUCAUGAUUCGAUCUUUGUCUCGAUCUCAAUCGAUCGUCGUCGACUUGUGGACCGACCGAAGCGAUCGACCUCUCGGGUAUGCUGUACAUAAUCCACAUGUAUGCGUAUGACUUACAUACGGACUUACAUAUGAUAUGUACACACCCAUGUCAUGCAUGUCCUGCCUGGCUUGCCUGCCUUGCCUUGCCUGCUUUGCUGCAUACGUCUGUCGUCUCUCCGGGGCCGCAUUCUAUAGGUCCUCAAAGGCCCACACAAACACGGGCGGGGGAGCAGACACACUAACUUACUUCACCUCAUGUCACCUACCUGUCCUGACCUCACUCCCUCUUAGACUAACUCCUGUCUGUCUGUCUAGCUGCUCCUCACUCACCUGCACACUUGCACACUUGCAUACUCACUCACUGCCUCUCUCUCUUGUCGUUCUUCUUGUAUGUCUGAUCGAAUAGCAUGCACACUUUGUCUCUUCCACUGGCUGGCUGAUGUCUGGAUGUCUGGCUGUCUUGACGACACGAGCGACCCAAGGGCGCAAUGGGCCGGCCUGGCCUGGCGGGCAGUGAAUUGCGAGAGGUGGCGUCCCGUCGUCUACCUCAUUUUUGGAUGUACACGGUCAAUGGACGGAAGUCUGGCGCAAAGAAGAAAUCUCUCGCCGGCCUGCCUGCCUGACUGCCUGCCUGCCUGCCUGGUCGUCGUCGUAUGAUCCCACUCUCUCUCCUGCAUGCUUGUCGAAGUGUCCUUCCGUCUGUCCGUCCGUCCGUCUGUCUGUCUGUGUCUUCUGUGGUGUGUGUCUGCGUGCGUGCGUGUCUCUCUUCUCGACACCAACCAAGUCUGUCUGUCUGUGUAUGACACCAAUCGAUCGUCACAGCUGGUGAACACGGCGGGUAUUUUUGACUCGUUAGUCCACUACUUGUAUAUGCUCAUACGCCUGAUCGAUGCGAUCGAUGCAUACGUGACUUGUACUUGCCAGCCAGUCGAUGCUAUGCCUGCCUGCAUGCUUGCCUGCUUGCUUGCUAGAUUCUCUCUCCUCUCCACCACACCACCGCGCCACCGCGGAGCUCCUUACUACUUGCUGCUGUGAUGGAUGGAUGGAUGGAUCGAUGAAAUCUUGCUACCUAGGGAGUUAGGGCAAUUCUAAAGAAACACAACCUUGCUUGCGCUCUUUUUGGUCACUCACUCAGUCACUCGCUAUGCGUCCGUCAGCCAACUACACACACACCAGAUGGAGGCUGGUGGUGCGGUGUGUUGUGUUGUGUUGUGAGGGCACGGAGAGCUGGCUGCCGGGGCCUGAUCUGGUCUGGUCUGCUCUGAUCCCCGUUCCAUCGUCCCUUCCUCCUUCCCUCUCUCUCUCUUGCGUGGCGUUUUUGCUGCGGUGCGGCUGGCUUGAUGGACGGAUGUGUGGAUGGAUCCCUUGGUGAGGGGUGGAGAUGCUUUGAAUGACGGAGACAGACAGUCCUGCUGUGUGUGGCGAGUGAGUGAUGCCUGCCUGCGUGUCUGCCUACCUACCUGCUUGUCUGUCUCGGUGUUCUCAGCUGUGAGUGAAGUCGUGGGGGCGAAAGGGUCUGCGUAGGGGAGGGAGGGGGGGGAGGGGGAAUUAAUGGCAUACUGGCUGGCUGAGUGACGUCGUGUAGCCAACGGGGAGGGGUGGUGGGUCGAUGGAUGGAUGGAUGGUGGGAAAAGCGGAUGGAAGAGAAGGCAAUGGAGUUCAUGUCAUCGACCCACCUACUCUGCUCUGCCUGUCUGCCUGGCUGUGUGGCUGGCUGGCUGGCUGCAUUGGUUGGUCGGUCGGUUGAGUGUUCACCUCACUUGAUGGCCGUCUGUGGCACAACUAACUACCAUGAUGCAUAUCAUAGCUAGCCCUGCUGACUGAACAGAGGGGAGAGGGAGGGCCAGGCAGGGGGACGUAACAACAGCAACACUGACUGCGCCCUCACUGCUGCCUCAGUCAUGCUGCAUGUGUGUGUGUGUGUGUGUGAUUGUUUCUUUUGUACCCUCUUUUUACAAUAACCAGCCAUCCACAAUCCUCUAGCCUGGCCUGGCCUGACCCGACCGACCCACAUGCCGUCCGCUGCGAGCGACACGAGUGAGUGGUUUUGCGUGCUUUCAUCAGUCCGUCAGACAGCCAGUCAGUGAAGCUAACUAACUCCUCUCGUCCCUGUCACCAUCCACCCACUCAUCCGGCCAUUUAUUCUCUCAUCCAGCCUUUUACGCUAUCCAUUCCAUUCAACCAUCUCCAGCUGCCCAACUGCCUGUAGACGUGCGUCGUUUGUUAAGUGAAUGACGUGACGUGUGUGAGGUGGCGGGUGCACCCACGGCUGCGCGGCAACAAGCUAGGCUGUUUUUCCAUAUAUACCAGGUGGUGCUGGUGGGCGGGGCGGGGCGGGAUGGAGGGGGAGUGUUGCGGAGCAGUCAGGCAGGCGGGCGGGCCAGCAUGGGUGGUCUGAAUCAUGGCUUGUGUGUGUGUGUGUCCUUUGCUGUUUUAUGGCGUCUUGGUUGGUUGGUGGCUGAUUGGGGAAGGUAGUCGAUGUGCUGCUGCGGCUGGUGCGGUGUGGGUGCUGAAGGAAUGGAUGGAUGGAUGGACCGGUGUCACACGUAAAUGCGUCCACACGCGAACUGACCAUGCUGUGUCCAUGCGAUGCCACGCCAUGCAUGCCAUGCGUGAGAGCUGCGAUCGAUGCGAAUUCGUCUCAAGGCGAGUAAUGCUGCUACAAACCCAUCCACCCACCCAUCCAUCCAUCCACCCACAUAAAUGCGCCCACCCCGCUGCCAUAGCCGGCCCAUCUACAC
Messenger RNA from Vitrella brassicaformis, 7990 nucleotides. Lineage: Eukaryota; Vitrellaceae. The record is from the annotation of a GenBank genome assembly.